Messenger RNA from Microthlaspi erraticum, 531 nucleotides. NCBI's taxonomy places the organism in Eukaryota, Viridiplantae, Streptophyta, Magnoliopsida, Brassicales, Brassicaceae. The record is from the annotation of a GenBank genome assembly.
AUGAAAAGGCAAAAAUAUGCCUACCCUGAAGAACAAGACGCAAUUUACUGCCAAGUGUUCAUCGAGCAUAUGAACAAAGACGCGACGAGCUGGUUUUUGAAUCUUCUCGCCGAGACCAUCGAUAGCUUCAACGAUCUCAGAAUGGCAUUCAUGAAAUUUUUUGGCAUGUUUAUGUCGAAAGGCAGCACCAAUCUUUUCACUAUGGCACAGGGAAAAGAUGAGCCACUUCGCGAGCUCGUGGAGAGAUUCAAAUCAUCAGCAGCAGAGCACUCAGACAUCCCCGACGAGAUGGGAAUUAAAGCUUUCGAAAACGGGCUUUGGUUCGAAUCGAAGUUGAAAGAAAGUAUGAUGCUCGACGAACCCGCAACCCUCCAGGACGCUUUGCACAGGUCCCAAAAAUAUGUCAGCGUCAAAGAAAGCAAGGCGCACCACUCAAAGAUUCAUGGAAUGAUGAAGGAGUCGUCUCGGCAAGCAUCAUCUCAUCAAGAGUCAUCUCGUCAAGAGAAUAAAAGAAGGCCUCCCUACUAUUAA